This is a messenger RNA of Rhinocladiella mackenziei CBS 650.93, 1449 nucleotides long. RefSeq lists its product as uncharacterized. The transcript is spliced from 4 exons. Lineage: Eukaryota; Fungi; Ascomycota; Eurotiomycetes; Chaetothyriales; Herpotrichiellaceae. The coding region runs from base 1 to 1449 and encodes 482 amino acids. The record is from RefSeq and is a predicted model, not a curated record. Gene Ontology annotation, molecular function: aldehyde dehydrogenase (NAD+) activity.
AUGGGCUCUAUCGGUGCUGGAUUUGACGUCUUCAAUGGCUUUUACAAUACCAUCAAUGGGAAAUUGACGACUACUGAAAAAACCAGACACGGCAUUAAUCCUGCAACUGGCAAGCCAAACCCAGAAGUCCCGGUCUCGACUCCUAAGGAUGUCGAUGAUGCCGUCGCGGCAGCCAAAGCGGCCUUCAAGACAUGGUCCAAAGUUCCUUAUGAGGAACGCAAACGGGCUGUUCUGGCUUUUGCGGAUGCUCUGGAGAAACAUGCCGAUAAUUUUGGAAAGAUGCUCACUCAAGAGCAAGGCAAGCCCCGCCAAUUCGCCGUCGGAGAAGCACACACUGGUGUACAUUGGAUGAGAGCGCUCUCCAAGAUUGAACUGAAGGAAGAGAUCAUUGAGGAAGAUGAGCAGAAACAAGUGAUUGUCCGCUACACACCUCUCGGAGUUACCGUUGGUAUUGUGCCCUGGAACUACCCCGUUCACCUUGCUUGCGGCAAGAUUGCGCCCUCAGUUCUGACCGGAAACCCAAUUAUUAUCAAACCAUCGCCAUUCACACCAUACUGCGAUUUGAAGCUAGUCGAACUGGCCCAACAAUUUUUCCCACCAGGAGUUGUUCAAGUGCUUAGCGGUGAUGACAACCUCGGACCAUGGCUCACAGCUCACCCUGGUCCGGACAAGAUCAGUUUCACCGGCUCAUCCGCGACCGGAAAGAAGGUGAUGGAAAGUGCUUCGAAAACUUUAAAGAGAGUGACUCUGGAAUUGGGUGGCAAGGAUCCUGCUAUCAUCUGCAAGAAUAUUGAUAUUGAGGCUGUUGCGCAAAAGAUUGCCACACUUGCUUUCCUCAACUCUGGUCAGAUCUGCUUGGCGAUUAAGCGUAUUUAUGUCCACGAAUCGAUCCAUGACAAGUUCCGAGACGCAAUGGUUGCUUUCACCAAGACACUCAAAGUAGGCGAUGGUAACGAGGAGGGAGUAUUCCUCGGACCCGUCCAGAACUCGAUGCAGUACGAAAGGGUCAAGACGUUCUUCUCUGACAUUGAGAAAGAGAAGUGGACUGUGGCUGCGGGUGGUAAGAACGAGGAUAAACCUGGAUAUUUCAUUACCCCAACCAUUAUCGACAAGCCAGACGAUGACUCGAGAAUCGCUGUCGAGGAACCAUUUGGGCCAAUCGUCCCUCUCAUGACCUGGACCGAUGAGGAGAAUGUUAUUGCGCGUGCAAACAACACCAAGAUGGGUCUCGGUGCCUCUGUGUGGUCUGACGAUUUGGAUGAAGCAACUCGAAUUGCCCGACAACUAGAUGCUGGAAGUGUCUGGGUCAACACCCACCUGGAGGUGGAUCCCAAUGCUCCCUUCGGUGGUCACAAGGAGAGUGGUAUUGGCUAUGAAUGGAGUAUCGGCGGUCUCCGGUCAUUCUGCAAUGUCCAGAGUUUGUUCCUCAAGAAGAAGACCUCUGCGUAA